This is a messenger RNA of Brettanomyces bruxellensis, 657 nucleotides long. RefSeq lists its product as uncharacterized. Gene Ontology annotation, biological process: endoplasmic reticulum to Golgi vesicle-mediated transport. The record is from RefSeq and is a predicted model, not a curated record. NCBI's taxonomy places the organism in Eukaryota, Fungi, Ascomycota, Pichiomycetes, Pichiales, Pichiaceae. Bases 1 to 657 code for a protein of 218 amino acids. Gene Ontology annotation, cellular component: endoplasmic reticulum membrane. The transcript has a single exon.
AUGGUUUCCUAUCAAGAAUUACUUCCUGCAGCAUCUCUUAUGAUGAUCGCAUCAUGUUCCGUAAUUUUAGGUAUAUGUUUCUCUAAUUGGCCAUAUGACUAUUACACUCUUUGGAAUGCCAGCUACGGAGAGGACGGUUUUACAAAAGCAUUGAUUCAUUAUCAGAUUUUGGCAAACCAACCAGAUAUUAUCAAUUAUUCCAUGAUAGCAAUUAUGAGUGUUGCCUUUAUCGGUUCUUUCAUCAAGAUUUUCAAGCCUUCCGAGGAUACUAAGUAUUUCGAGUACGGAUCAUUGGUUGCACUUGUUGCUGCCGUUUGUAUUUAUAUUACAAAUAUUAGAACUGGUGAGCUCUCUGCUGUUGCGGGUCAAUGGGGAGAUGUUGAUCAAAACACAGGUCUUAGUGUUAUUGCCGCCUCUGAGGUCAUGAUCGUCUUCUUCCUUCUUGGUGUUGUCGUCUUGCAAUCCGGUUUGUUCUAUGCUGAGUAUUCUGACUAUAAGGCUAAGGCUAACUUUUAUCUUAAUGAGUUGAAUAGCAAACUUGACGACCCUAAACCAACAAAAUCUGAAACAGCGAAACCUGCGGCUCAGAAAGCCUCGGGUGCUUCCACUUCCAAGACACAUGCCAAGUCCAGAAAGACACAAAGGGGCUUAAUCUAA